AUGGUUGAUGAGGAUGAUAUGCCUCUGAUUGCAAUGAUAACCUCUAUACGUUUGGUUCUUGCAAUUGCGGCUCUAAGAAAUUUGGAAGUUCACCAAAUAGAUGUAAAAACCGCAUUUCUAAAUGGCGAUUUAAAAGAAGAAAUUUACAUGGAACAAUCUGAUGGUUUUUCAGCCCCAGGAAACGAGUGCAAAUUGAUUAAUAAUACAAAACAAUCAACUUUGGGCCAAUUCUAUUAUCAGGCUUUGCAUAAGGAAAUCGACGACUUGUUCUUCCGACUGGAUGAUAAUGACGAUUUGAGUAAACCUGAUGAAGAGGAACAAGAUGGUGAUGGCGAUAAGCACAAGGAGGCGGAUAUGAUGGAGGCGUUCAAAGUAUUUGAUGAAGACGAAGAUGGAUACAUAUCGGCGAAAGAGUUACAAACCGUGUUGGUGAAGUUAGGGUUUGCGGAAGGUAAUGAGUUUGGAAGAGUGGAGAUGAUGAUCUCAUCUGUUGAUCGGAAUCAUGAUGGACUUGUUGAUUUUACCGAGUUUAAGGAUAUGAUGCGUAUUGUGAUUGUUCUCAGGUGAAUUGCGGUUAACGUCGUCGUCAUCGUGGCCAUAUUCCAGUAGUUUUUGUGUGAUAACGGUUUUUUUCUGGCGACUGUAACAGAUUUCAGC
Molecule: messenger RNA, 657 nt
Organism: Helianthus annuus (common sunflower)
Lineage: Eukaryota; Viridiplantae; Streptophyta; Magnoliopsida; Asterales; Asteraceae
Product: calcium-binding protein CAST
Exons: 2
Coding region: 1-567 (188 amino acids)
Molecular function (GO): calcium ion binding
Source: RefSeq, a predicted model, not a curated record